AUAAAACUGGUAUUUUACUAUCAAAUGUUCUAUAAUAACAUGUAUAUAACAAGCUACUGUAACAUUCAUGCAUACGGAGCUGGAGUUAUUGUAGGAUUCCUGUACCACUAUUCGCGGAACGAAAAUUUGAAUCUUGACAACUCAAAGCUUUACAGCCUGAUGAAGAAAGCAUCGGUACCCAUGGCAGUGUUUGGUUUGUUUCCUGCAUAUUUGUACUAUGAAUAUGACAUUCCACGGUCAUCAUGGCUAACUAUGCUCCAAUUUGUUUUAUUUCACAACUACGGCAUUGUGGUCGUAUCAUUGUGUCUUAUUUAUUGCAUCCGACAUCCUCCAGGACCAAUUCGUCAAGUUCUUAGUUCACGAGUGAUGACCACUCUCGGAAAGCUUUCAUAUAGCGUAUAUGUGCUGCAUAUUCCAUUGCUACGAUGGAUUCUCAAUUACACACCAGUGAUGAUAGAUUUAUCUUUCACCAAAAUAUUUCUUUUGAUUACCGGAACUGUUAUCGCAUCCUAUUUGCUAGGACUCGUUGUUUACCUUGUUAUUGAGCAGCCGAUAAAUUUACUGCUGAAGCACUGGUUGAUUGACAGGACGGAACACGGUUUUAAGGUGAAAACUGAUGACAGCCCAGACAUAAAAAAGACAGAAUAAGAAAGGCAAGCAGAGAGAGCACUAAAAAAUAGAAAGGAAAACGUUUAUCCUCGAGUGAUGUUAUAAAAUGUAAUAAAAAUUUGAGAGACGACAGACGUUAGAACAAAGGUUAUUAUUGUAACUUAUAUGAUGUUAUUAAAAC
This is a messenger RNA of Malaya genurostris, 790 nucleotides long. RefSeq lists its product as uncharacterized. The coding region runs from base 25 to 648 and encodes 207 amino acids. Lineage: Eukaryota; Metazoa; Arthropoda; Insecta; Diptera; Culicidae. The record is from RefSeq and is a predicted model, not a curated record. The transcript has 3 exons.